Molecule: messenger RNA, 907 nt
Organism: Doryrhamphus excisus (bluestripe pipefish)
Lineage: Eukaryota; Metazoa; Chordata; Actinopteri; Syngnathiformes; Syngnathidae
Gene: guca1aa
Product: guanylate cyclase activator 1Aa
Molecular function (GO): calcium ion binding
Source: RefSeq, a predicted model, not a curated record
CUGCGCUUCUUCACCCUGCGACGUCCCGCUGUUGUGUGACCGUGAAGACGGACGCGCUCCGCUUCACAGUAGACCAGUCGGGAGUCGGCGGCGGCGGCAUUAUGGGUAACUCUACGGGCAGCACGGUGGACGACAUGCAAGCGGUGGAGAUGCACCUCUGGUACAAGAAGUUCAUGACGGAGUGUCCGUCGGGUCAGCUCACCCUGCACGAGUUCAAGCAGUUCUUCGGGUUGCGAGGGCUGGACGCCGAGGCCAACGACUACAUCGAGCAAAUGUUCCGCACCUUUGACAUGAAUAAGGACGGCUACAUCGACUUUAUGGAGUACGUGGCGGCGCUCAGCCUGGUGAUGCGCGGCAAGAUGGAGCACAAGCUGCGUUGGUACUUCAAGCUGUACGACGUGGACGGCAACGGCUGCAUAGACCGAUACGAGCUGCUCAACAUCAUCAAGGCCAUUCGCGCCAUCAACGGCACCGACAGCCAGGAAACGACGGCCGAGGACUUCACAAACAGAGUGUUUGACCGCAUCGACAUCAACGGCGAUGGCGAACUCUCCCUGGAGGAGUUUGUGGCGGGCGCUCGCACCGACACCGACUUCAUGGAGGUGAUGAUGAAAAGUCUGGACCUGUCCCACAUCGUGGCCAUGAUCCACAGCCGGAGGCACAGUGUUUAGGGCGGGGACGGUAUAGGAAUUAUUGUGAUUAUCUGACCCGUGAAGUUAGCCUUAGCCUGUUGCUUUCCAAAUGAAUUCACGGGAGAUGGAAUGGGAACGCCGUCGGGCAUUCCCUGCUAUGAUUUUUAAUGUAUAUAUUUGUAACAUAUGGAAAUAUCCCCAAGGGAUGCAACGCUGCAUCAUACGUACUUUCAUCAAGUGCUUGUUUGUACAAUAAAGUUGACAGGUGUCACGUU